AUGGUAAAACUCGAGAUCGGUUACAAAUUAACCGAAACUAUCAGCGUUCCAUAUAUAAGCCAAAUCUUAUACUCAUCCACUAGAUUAACAUAUGGUGUAGCAGGCAUUAUAACACUUACUGGUGAAGGUUUUUUGCCAGGUACUAUUAGUGUUACUAUUGGUUCUAAAUCAUGCACAAAUCCCCAAUUCGUAGACUCAACAAAAAUCACAUGUACUUUCAGUGCAGAUGUCCCUCCACAAGCAGAUGGUCUAGAUAUCGUUGUAUCCACACCAAAUGGUAACUCUCCUGGAAAAUUUUUCUACAUCUCAGAAACUUUUAGCAACAUUAUUCAACAAGGUGAUAUUCUAUAUUUAUAUGGAGAUUUAUUUACAACAUUUUCAAAAAUCACUAUAGGUUUAAAUGAUAUUUCAACUUACUGCACAGUGACAAACUCCUCACUAAUUACAUGCUCAAACUUACCCAACAUUCCAAGUGGUACUGUAACUAUAACUGGUGGAACAAUUUCAAGCUAUCCAUUUGUUUUUACUCCAAUUAUCGACAGCAUUUCAAAUAAUUUAUUUCCAACCACUGGUGAAAAAAUUACAAUAACUGGUAAAUAUUUUGAAUUGGCUGUUGGGCAACCAUCACAAACACUUUCAAUUAUUUUCGAUAACAGUGCUCAAACUUUUACCACAUUCACAUUAAAAAGCUCAAGCAUAAUAGAAUUUACAAUUCCAUCGGGUAAAGGAAGAGACCAUUUAUUAGCCCUUAAGCAAACAUCAUUUGUUUCAAACUCGAUUGGCUUCUCUUAUUUACCACCAACCAUUACUAUUACAGAUGUAAAUCAAAUUGACGAUACCAUUACUAUUAUUGGUAUUGGUUUCUCAUACGAUAUCACCACCACCACUAUAUUUAUCUCUACCCAAGAACUUACACCAAACUGUAAUAUUAAUAGUGAUACCGAGAUUGUCUGUAGCACUAUCCCUCUUUAUAUUCUUAGUGGUAAAAUAGAGGUUUCCAAUAAACUUACCAAAGCAAACAGUUUUACAUUUUAUUUCAAACCUUAUAUUAUCUCACUUAGCACCCCAAUAUUAGAUACUGCUGGUGGUGAAACUAUUACGAUUUCCGGUAGAUUUUUCGAAACUGUAGACCCAAUCACCAAUUCAAAUAACAACUUCAAACUUUUAUCAGAUGGUAUCGAUCAACUAUCUAUUUCUCAAAUCGACGGAACAACAAUUAUCGCUAAAAGCAUUAGUGGAUCUGGUAAAAACCAUUAUUUUGUUGCACAAUCAAAUAGUGGAAUCUCAAAUCAAGUUCAAUAUUCAUUUGCCCCACCUUCUAUUACAGGGUUUACUCAAAUUAAUGAAAAUCAAUUUUCAAUCCAAGCUCAACAGUUUAGCAUUGACCAAGUAUCAUUAAACACAGUUAUUUUAAAUGACUUAGAAAUCACACCAUCUAUUUCACAAGAUCGUAAAUCAUUAAUAAUCACUGUCGAUGGCAAAACCUCAAAUGGUCAAAUAUUUUUAAAUGUUUCAGGUCAACUAUCCAAUACUCUCCCAAUAUUCUUCACCCCAAUUAUUAAGUCAUUAUCAUUUAAACCAUAUCUUGAUGGAUCUUCAGUUGUAACAAUUAAUGGUCUUUAUUUUUCAAACAAAAACUAUCAAACCAACAGUCAAGUUGAUCUUUCAUUUAGCUAUGUAUUAGACUCUGCUCCAAACACCCGUUCAAUAUUAGAAUGCACUUAUAUUAACGGUGAAUCAGCCUCAUGUAAAGGUUUCAAUGGUUAUGGAAAUGCUAAAUUAUUAUUGAUUAAAACCGAUAACUCUACACCAUACUCAUCAAAUAAUAUAACCUUUUCAUUCCAAGAACCUAAAGUUAUUAAAUCAACAUCACUUUAUUACAAUGCACCAGGAAAUAUCACAAUCACAGCAGAAAGCUUUUUAUCAAAUAGUUUAGAAGUUUAUGUUUCAAAUGUUUCAUGUGCUAAUCCGGUAGCAAUAGAUAAUAAUCAUAUUAGAUGUUUUUACGACGCAAGUGUCCCACCAAACCAAGAUCAAACUUCUUUAACAAUUUCAAUUUUAUCUAAUAACAUGAUUGGUAAAAAUCAAGUAUUCUAUUAUUACGAACCAUUAAAGUGCCCAAAUAACUGCUCCUCUGAUCAAGGUGUUUGUAAUCCAAUUAAUGGUAACUGUGCCUGUAAAGAAGGCUUUGAUGGUAUUGACUGUUCAAUUCCAAAACAAAAACCAUUACCACCACCAAUUGUAGACGGCAACGGCAACUCAAUUAUCAGUGGCGGUACACUUAAUUUUACAGUUUCUAUAGUUUACCUUAGGGAAUUAGACAUUUCCUCCAGUGCAGUUAAAACUCUUUCAAUGUCAAAUGUUCAAUGGAACAAUAAAACUAAAAGCAACAGCACUGAUUCAUACUAUAAAGGUACUUUUGAAAAUGAUACAGCCACAAUCGAAUUAGAUGUCACCUACUACAAAGAUGCAUACGAAUACGAUUUUGCAGGAGAUAUUGUCUCAAUUCCUUCAAAUUCAAUUAAAUAUGUAAUUACCAUUUCAAACUGGCAAUUCGAAUCACCUUUAAACACUCUUCAAGUUAUUUAUAAUUCAAAAACAAAGAAAUAUUACGAUGAUGGUUGCAAUGUUUAUCAAGCUUCAAGUAACUCUGGAGGCAGUACCAAUGAAUCUGUAAGCUGGUUCCAAUUAGUUUCUGGUGGAUCAGUUAUGGAUGCCAAAUUCUCUAGACGUAUGUUUGUUGAUGACACUGUAAGAAAAUCUGAAGUUUCGGUAUUACCAAUUGACGAUCCACUUUACCUUCUACUCAAUACCAAUGACGAAUACUAUAAUAGAUUAACCUCAAUUAACACACCAUUUUUUUCACAAAGAGUUGUUUUAGAUCCAUCAUUCAAUUCAAUAAUUAGAACUUCUUCAGAUAAUAAAUGCGAAAAUAAAUGGAAAGUACCUGUUAUUGCUUCAGUUUGUGCUGUAGGUGGUGUUGCAUUAAUAGCUGGUGUUUCGGGUGUAUUACAUUCAAAAUAUAAAAACAAAAUCUUCCAAAAAAAUUUAUCAAACAAAAUGAAUUCACUUUAAACCCCAAUUAUUAUUUAAUAAAAUAUAUAUUAAAAUUCACACCGUUUUUUUUUUAUUUCUACAAA
Molecule: messenger RNA, 3140 nt
Organism: Dictyostelium purpureum
Lineage: Eukaryota; Evosea; Eumycetozoa; Dictyosteliales; Dictyosteliaceae
Exons: 3
Coding region: 1-3075 (1024 amino acids)
Biological process (GO): sexual reproduction
Source: RefSeq, a predicted model, not a curated record